CCAGGUCUUAAAACCAGAAGAUUGCCCUGUGGGUCUCAUGACGUUCCUGGAAAAUAAAAGAAGUGAAUAUUAUUGGGCUGAGUUCAUCAGACACUCAGCCCUCCCUUUUGUAUGCCGGUGGUUCUGAAGACAGCAGGCAGCAACUCAGCCAAGUCUGAACCAUCAAAGGCAAUGGCCUGGUUGCAGUGCUGGGAGAUGUUGCUUCUCCUGCAGACAGAUUCGGAGCCCAGUACCUUGGACUCCCAGUCUUCGACCACCUUGUUCCUCUCCUCGGAGGAGCCAGGCCCCUCCACCGCUGCCCUGCCGUCUCCCUCCUCCUCUUCCUGCGAGCCCCAGGUCUUUUCCCCAGGCCCGACAGUGCUGCCCCCGCUACUGCCUCCGCUCCCCUCAGCCUCGGCGCCCCCGGGCUCCGGCGCCUCCCGGCGCACAGGCCUCUACUCAGUCGUCGCCUCCUCCCCGGAGACCUCCACGCGUCUGGUCGAGUGGCUUCCUGGCUGCCCCUCAACCACCUCUCCUGGCACACGCGGAGAUGACAAGGAGCGGCCGCUGCCCGUCCUGGCACCGGCCGAGGGCCCGGAAAGGAGCCGCGCCCCGCACCCCAGCACAGCGGGCAGCGAGGAGGGCACCGUGGACGCGAGUACAUCCCCGCCGCCCCGCGCCCGGCCCGCCGCUGUGGCGAGCUUGGAGGCCCACGUCGGGGACAUCCUGGUGGAGCUGCGGACCAUGAACGGCCACUUGGACAUCAUAGCGCGGGCUCUCACCAAACUGGCUUCGUCCCUGGGGCCCCAGCCUGAGCCCCUGCCAGAUGCUCCGGAUGCCAACUAAUGGAGCUCGGCGAGGCUGGGCCGCCACGGGGCCAAGGCAUCGCGUGCACCAGGCAUCCCUGCCUGUCCUUCCCCAGCAGCGAAGCUGCGCCCGGCGGAGGAGCGGUUGAUCUGCGCAGCUGCUUAGGGGAACGCACGGCCCUCGCGCUUCAACGUGAAACAGACCCGGUUGCGCCUCACACCCUCCUCCUCCUCGGCUCUCUCAAGGCGGUCCCUGCCCCGGCUUCCUGGCCCUUCACAUGCCCUUCUCUUGUCUUGAUCUCCUAGCAGAAAAAGUGCCUGGAGACGGCGGUGGCACCCUGCGAAGUAUGCUUAGAGAAACACUCUUUCCCAUCCCAUUCCUGUGACUUCCGUAUGGCGUGGAGGGAGAGGAGCUCAAAGCAUGUCACCAAAGCAGCAGCGAGGCCAGCUCCAGCCUUCCUCCCUGGCGGUGUUGGUGGGGCAUCCAUCUCUGGUGACGUUCACAAGUUUGUUUGUUUUUAAAAUCGUUUUUGGAAAAAUACUUUUUUUCUCAUAACCACAUUUCAAGAAGUUUGGAAAAUAGAGAAGUGAAACAAAAUCUGGUGUAUUUGGGGAAAAGGGGGGGGGGUAUUUAAGUCUUUCUUAUGAGUAAGAAAGUAUUUUGUGUAAUAAAAAAAAUUUUAUAUCCAC
Molecule: messenger RNA, 1475 nt
Organism: Chlorocebus sabaeus (green monkey)
Lineage: Eukaryota; Metazoa; Chordata; Mammalia; Primates; Cercopithecidae
Source: RefSeq, a predicted model, not a curated record